CCUUUUCUCUCCUCUGCGUUGCUGGUAUUACUCCGCAGAAACUCAAGUGCAGUGCAGCACCUCAUCCUCCAGAGCCAUUCUGUUCUUCUCUCGGUAAAUGAGAUGAUUCUGAACACACAGAGACGAGGCCACGACUUUUAAUCCACCACUCCUUAACGUAUUUUCUCAAAGAAUCCUAAUUAUUAAGAAUCUGCGGAGCUCGAAGGUUUUGUCGAAACAUUGAAGCAAACGGGCCCGAGAGCACAAUGACCAACGAAGAACCUCUUCCCAAGAAGGUUCGCCUCACUGAAUCUGAUUUGAAAACCUUGACCAGAGAGGAGCUGUGUACACGGUGGAAGCAGCAUGAAUCUUACGUCCAGGUCUUGGAGACUAAAUAUGCAGAGCUGUGUUCCAAUGACGUCCCGGGCCUGAAGGAGUCGGAGGAAAAGCUGAAGCAGCAGCAGCAGGAGUCGGCGCGGAGGGAGAACAUCUUGGUCAUGCGACUUGCCACCAAGGAGCAGGAAAUGCAGGAGUGCACAACCCAGAUCCAGUACCUGAAGCAAGUCCAGCAGCCGAGCGCGGCCCAGCUGCGGUCGUCCAUGGUGGAUCCAGCCAUCAACUUGUUUUUCCUCAAAAUGAAGGCCGAACUGGAACAGACUAAAGACAAACUGGAGCAGGCCCAAAAUGAACUGAGUGCCUGGAAAUUUACACCUGAUAGCCAAACAGGGAAGAAACUGAUGGCCAAAUGUCGAAUGCUGAUUCAGGAAAACCAGGAGCUGGGGCGGCAGCUGUCGCAGGGACGCAUCGCCCAGCUGGAGGCCGAGCUGGCCCUGCAGAAGAAGUACAGCGAGGAGCUCAAGAGCAGUCAAGACGAGCUGAAUGAUUUCAUCAUCCAGCUGGACGAGGAGGUGGAGGGGAUGCAGAGCACCAUCCUCGUCCUGCAGCAACAGUUGAAAGAAUCCCGUCAGCUGAUGUCUCAGUCUCAGGGAGCGUCGGCCGGAGCGGAGCCCAGCAGGACUUCACCCGCUGCCUCCGCCGAGCCGUCCGUAACACAGGAGCCCAGUGCUACCUCUGAGCCCACAAGCAAAGACUACGGGAGGGUGUCCAAUGGCCCGACCAAUGGUAAGUCAUCUCAGAGGAGGGAGACCACCACCCCGCCCAACUUGUACCGGGAAGUCAGUAGCACUGAGGAAGAUUUCCCAAUGUCCCCCAUGGUGUCCAGCCCUGGUGACGCCGAGACCAAACUCUCCAACCACUCAGAGGAAGUCCCCGGCAGUCAGACUGCUUCCAGGAGAGCCGGAGGACCUUUGAGUGCGGGCUACGAGAGCGUGGACUCUCCAACAGGCAGCGAGACUUCAUUAACUCAGCACUCGAACGACACGGACUCGACCACCGAUCCCCACGAGGACAAGACCGCCUUGGUGACCAAAGGCGCUAGGACUGCAGGGUCAAGGAACACUCAGAACGGCCUGGAGUGCAACACGAACGCUGGUGCCGAUUUGUAAUGUACUUUAGCAAGUACUGUCUUUUUUUUUUUAAUUUUAUUUUAUUUUUUAUACAAUCUGCAAACAAGACAGAAGCUAAAUAGUAUGUGACACAGCACUGCUGUCCAGUUCACCCUUGUCCCACUGCGUAUCUUGAUGCCUUUUGUUACAGUUGUGUAGCUUAACAGGGAAAUGACAAACACUAAAUGUUCAAUUUGAAUUGCGUGGGAUUUAUGUUUCAAACUUAAGGUGUUUAUUUGGGCACAUCAUCUAUGCUGUGUGUUAAGCUCAUGGAAAUCUGGCAUCUGGUGUUGUAAACAUUACAAAAGGUGUUUGAAUGAUAGUUUCACCAAUACAAAGUCAUUUUUAUGUUGGCCUCUUUUUUUUUAAAUACAAUUUUUGUUUUAAAUUGGCAAAAGGUUAUGUUUGGUAGACUGCUAAAAUGUGAGUUCAUAUGUGUCAUUCAUAUUCUGACUUCAACCCUUUUAUGUACUGACCAAAUAACAAUAAAGAUUUCUAAUACUUUGAA
Oryzias melastigma (Indian medaka) is the source of this 1992-nucleotide messenger RNA. It is a transcript of the gene wtap, whose product is annotated as WT1 associated protein. Gene Ontology annotation, biological process: regulation of alternative mRNA splicing, via spliceosome. Bases 246 to 1484 code for a protein of 412 amino acids. Gene Ontology annotation, cellular component: nucleus. Lineage: Eukaryota; Metazoa; Chordata; Actinopteri; Beloniformes; Adrianichthyidae. The record is from RefSeq and is a predicted model, not a curated record. The transcript is spliced from 8 exons.